Scedosporium apiospermum is the source of this 1317-nucleotide messenger RNA. RefSeq lists its product as uncharacterized. Gene Ontology annotation, biological process: mitochondrion inheritance. The transcript is spliced from 2 exons. Gene Ontology annotation, cellular component: mitochondrial inner membrane. The record is from RefSeq and is a predicted model, not a curated record. Lineage: Eukaryota; Fungi; Ascomycota; Sordariomycetes; Microascales; Microascaceae. The coding region runs from base 1 to 1317 and encodes 438 amino acids.
AUGGAUCGGCGACUACCUGACGAAAUCGGCCGGCAUAACGGUGGGCAGGUCCAAUCUUCCGUCAGCAAGGGAUCCUCUCCCGAUACCGGCGCUGCCGCCGCCUCCCAGCACGGCUCCGAUGACGAGCACCACGAAGUGGUCGAGGAUGAUGGGAACUAUACACAGUUUGAUCUCACUAUCGACACCGUUAAUGUGACGCUUUCUUUUCUCAAAUGGUGGAACGGAAAGGGACUCCUCAAGGAUGUGGAGAUCAAGGGAAUUAGGGGAGAAGUUGACAGGAGGUCUGUUAUUUGGUCGGACGAUGACCUGGAUCCUUUCUCCUAUCGACAUGAACAUCAACCCGGCGAUUUUGAACUUGACUACUUUAAACUCGACGACCUCCGUGUUACGGUUCAUCAGCCUGAGGGCUUCAGACCUUUUGAGGUCUGCAUCUAUUCCUGUGAGCUUCCCCAGCUCCGCAAGCGAUGGUUGUUCUACGAUCUGUUAUCAGCAAACAAUGUCUCGGGAUCGUACGACGGCUCUCUCUUCACCAUUCAUACACCUCUCGUGGACACCCUCGGGAGGGAAGAGAACACCUUUGGAAACCCAGCAGCCUGGAAAAAAUCCACACGAUUGAGGAUCGAUAACCUGAGAAUCGACCAUCUCAACCGGGGCGUAUCCGGACCAUUCGGUUGGAUCUACGAGGGCAGGGUUGACAUAAUGGCCGACGUUAUGUUGCCUAGCGACGAGAAUACAGGGCUAGGGAAGGUCGUGUCCGACUUUUAUGACCAGUUGGACGACCUGGUGACUUCAAACAGAAUCCGCCUGCUCCGAAAAGCUGGGAUUGAAGAUGAAUUUGACCUAGGAAUCACUUUGCCACCGAAUGAGCCAUUCGAAAGACCGGGAGCUCAUAUCCCGCAGGAGCUUAUCCCCGAAAAGGACCUGUCAGAACCGGACGCGACCGAAGAGCGGCAGUACCUUGUCUUUGACAUCCGAAUCCGACUCAACGAUGUCAAGGCUGCUGUACCACUUCUCACGAACGACAUAUCUUACGUAAACCAGGCUCUCGUACGCCCCAUCGUCGCGUACAUCAACUCGCGACGCACUUACAUUCCUAUCACCUGUCGAUUCGCCAAGCGGCGCUCGGACUUUGACGGAAGUUGGACGACCUUUGACUCCGGCCUCAUGGACGAUCUCUCAGCCGAGACGUAUACCGCUUUUGCACGAAAUGUCGAGAAUCAGCAGAAUCGAAUACGACGACUGAAGAAGGUCGGUGGCUGGACCCUGUCUUUGCUAAUCCAUGCUAUAUGUGGCGGCAUGGCAGGAACUGUCGUCUAA